AUGGUCCACCUCGGUGGACCAUCACAAUCAUUUGACUGGGGUGCUCGGCUGCUUGGCCAGAAGGUCACGGGAAAAUGCCCACACUGUGCGGAGAAGUCUUCGGACAUCUUCCACAUGGUGUGGGCAUGGCAGUCAAUCCCUCGCCGCACCCCAAACCCAACCCACCCGGGAAAACUGGGAGGCGACCCUGCUCGGCUGCUCCGACCAGUGUGCUUGGGAGCCGUCUCCACCGCCGUGGCGUUGUUCCUCUCCCCCGCCGUGGUGGGCGCUUGCCGGCGCAAGAGCACCCGGCUGGUAGCCGUUCUCGGUGGACUGGUGGCCGCGCUGGGCUGCCUCUUCUCAUCGUUCGCCUCGCAGUUCCACCAGCUGUUCAUCAGCUACGGGCUCGUGCUCGGCUGCGGCGUCGCCAUGACACGGGACACGUCCAUGUUCAUGGUGGGACAGUACUUCAAGAAGCGGCGCGAGCUCGUCGAGCUCCUCCUGGCGGCCGGCACGGGGAUCGGCGUCGCCGUCGUGCCCAUUUUCAUCGUAGAGUGCAUACGGGUGGUAGGCUGGAGGCUGGGUCUACAGGCGCUUACGGGCAUCGUGCUGGUGCUGUUUGUGCUAGGCGUGUUCUACCGACCGGCGUCCCUGUACCACCCGCAGCGGCGCGCCAUCCUGCACCUCAAGAGCAUGCAGCGACGAUCCAAGGCCAAGGACCGAGGCUCGCAGGCCUCCGAAAGGCCUCCUUUUAUCGACUACGCAGUGCUUCGCUCCCGCACUGUCCAGAUCCUCGUUGUGGGCACUGCACUAGCGGCUUUCGGUGUCACCACGCCCCUCGUGCUUUUAAUGCAUCUUGGGGAGCAAGAAGGCCUCGAACGUUCAUCUCUGCUGCUUCUUCAGGCCUUCUUGGGCAUCGCCAGUGCACUCGGCAGCGCUGCCUUCGGCCUCAUCGUCAUCAAGAACAGCGUGCAAUGUCUCAUCGCGCGCCAGUACUUGUGCCAGGCGGCUGCGUUCAUGAUCAGCGCCUCGCUUCUCGCCUUCACGGCGCUGCACCAGUACCACGGCUACCUACUGUUCGUCUGGAUAUACGGCAUCUUCCUGGGCGGCUACCAGUACUCGCUCAAGAUGUACACGCUCGAGAAAGUACGGGCGCGCAACUUCGCCAAGUGCUGGAGUUUCGUCCAGUGGUGCCAGUCCGUGCCCGUGCUAGUCGGCGUCCCGCUGGCGGGCCUGCUCAACGAGCAGUUUGGAGGCCGCUCGGGUUUCUACGUCGCCUCGGCGUGCUCCUUCCUGGGAGCCAUGUCACUCUUCCUCAUAGAUUUGCACAAGAAGCGCUCCAGGCGCAGCCAGCAGCGGCCCGACUGCCGCCGCUGUUCGGACGCACCCACGACCUCCGGAGCCGACGGCGGCGCGGGUGCCUCGUCCUCGCGCCGUUCCUCCUUCCAGGACUCGUUGGGUCGCGAGACGAGGCUGCAGCAGCGCAGCUUCACCUUCAGCAACUACGCCGACCUGCGGCGCCAGGAGUUGACCUGCAUCUCCGAGGAGGCCAUGAUGGACAACUACCUGGAGGACCUGAUCGACGAUUGCAUCACGUCAUGCAACAAGGAGGAGAAGUACCUCAGGCUCAGUGAGUACGAGAACAACCUCAAUAAGAGCCAGGAGACCCUGGGAAAACGCAUGCGGGGAGCGCGUCGCGCCUCGAUCCUCCUGCCGUACAAGUACGACCAGUGUCCUAGCUGCAUGCGACUCAUGCCUGUGCAGGUGAACGGAGAACCUGCGCGCAGGUCGUCACCCAGGAGGCUGCAGAGGCCCUCCGUGGACGUCAUCGAAGAAGUCACCACCUCGCUCUAACGCUCCCGUUCGUGAAUCGGCCGCGCUGGGAAACGAGAGUCGAGACGUGCGGUGACGACUUCGCUGGAAGUUCCGCUCAGCCAGAUAGUUUAUACGAGAGUGCAGCAGAAGACUGCCACGAGCGAGGUCUUGAGUUUGGACAGACGUACUGUACAUCAUGACCGAGACGUCGACCUUGUCAUUAGAGUGCUGUGCAAAAGACUCGAGUUUGUGUGCUGGUAUUUUUUUCUCCUUUUCGGCACCUUGUUAGCCGCAGUGUUUAUUCCCGUCGAGAGACGAUGGAUAGGUUGCCGCUUGCUGGGUGCUGCACAUGAUCUGCACGUACACGACUUUGGAUUUUUGGCGUGUUUGACACGCGCCUUUCAAAUCUGCAAUAAGGUGGCCAUGUUUUCUAGAGCAUUUUGUGAUGUGUAAAAGCUAACGCGAAGUGUUGAAGCGUUGACAAGGUCGUGUUGUCGUUGUUGUAGUUUUUUUUUAUAACGUGACACCUUGAUCGAGUGUGCUGAUGUCGCUGGCCAUCUACGCCAGAAGACUUGAAAGCGCGCCAUCUUUUUAUUCACUUUCCUUCGGUUGAAUCCAUCCCAAAAGUACUAUCGCUGGAGAAUGUCAAAGUAACAUAAAACAACGCUAUUGCGUGCAACCCUUGUAGCCCACGAUCCCGAACAACCACCAUAAUACGCAAACAUAGGCGGGCGUUUUUCAUUCUUUAAAUUUCCUCCAUUUGGUGUUCAUACACAUCACCAACGCAUGUGAUGCCGCGAGAACAAAAGUCCAAGUGAGAGUGCACGAAAUGAGAUAGGGAAGUGUGGAGUGCUCUGCUGGCCUAGCUGGUGCGUAGUUUAAAGAAUGGCACGUGGUACAAAUGAUACUAUGACACGAAGAAAUAAUCAGUACCGAAAUGAGCGCCGGAACAAGC
Messenger RNA from Rhipicephalus microplus (southern cattle tick), 2749 nucleotides. Its product is annotated as monocarboxylate transporter 10. The record is from RefSeq and is a predicted model, not a curated record. NCBI's taxonomy places the organism in Eukaryota, Metazoa, Arthropoda, Arachnida, Ixodida, Ixodidae. Gene Ontology annotation, molecular function: transmembrane transporter activity. Gene Ontology annotation, biological process: transmembrane transport.